UGUGUUCUUAUUUGUGUACAAAUUUGAGUUUGUUACAUUCCGGUUAAUGAUUAUAUAUUUUUCUGUCUUCAUCAUCACAAUGAUAUUCGUCCUUGGGGUCGGAUGGCUUUGAUAAAAUGACUCGGAUCCAUUGUUAUUUUGGUUAUUAUAAAGAAAUGAUUUGUAUAAAAGAACUGAAAAAAAGGUUUCAUUUGUCCUGUCCCUGCUGUCAUUUCCCAUGAACAAAAUUUUAAACUGUGAUAUAAGCGGCAUUUACUAGUGUUAGAAUUCUUUGUUUAGUUAUUUGUACUGAAUCUUUUGUUAAAAAAAUUCUUUGCCGAAUGAACAAUGGGUACCUUGACAGACAGUAAUGCGAAUGACGAAGUGAAAAUUUCCAAUAAAAUUUCGAACAAAACUGAUAAGCUUUCUUCAUCAGUGUAUGUGAUAUUUCUUGUGUUAAUAGUCGAUCUUCUUGGCUUUACUGUUAUCCUACCUCUUCUACCUUCAAUAUUUGAUUAUUAUGCUUCCAAUGAAAAUGAUCAUUUGUACCAUUGGAUGGAAAAGAAGAUCUAUUAUUUUCAAGAUUUAUUUGGCUCUCCUAACGUAUUUAAUACAGUUCUUUUUGGAGGUUUCUUGGGAUCUGUUUUUUCUGGUUUGCAGUUUCUUGUAUCACCAGUUUUUGGAGCUUUGUCUGAUGUCUAUGGACGAAAAGGAAUUCUUCUUCUGUCCAUGUUUGGAAUUGUGUGCUCUCAUGCUAUUUGGUGGCUUUGCAGAUAUUUUUACUUGUUUGUGUUGGCCCGUAUUGUGGGAGGUUUGAGUAGAGCUAACAUUUCUCUCUGCACUGCCAUUGUAACAGACCUCUGUCCUGAAAAAUCUAGAGGGAAAGGCAUGGCAUUUAUUGGUAUUGCAUUUUCUAUUGGUUUCAUUGUGGGGCCUGUCAUAGGAGCAAUCUUUAGCUCAAGGAAGAGCUUAUACUUUCUUCCUGCCUGCUUCGCUCUUUCAAUGUCUUUGCUGGAUGUGUUUUUAGUUUUGUUUUUCUUUCAAGAAUCUCUUUCACCUGAUAAAAGGGCUGCAAGCAUUGGUCAAGGACUUUCUGAUGCUUAUCAGUUUAUUAGUCCACCAUCCUUAUUCUCAUUCAGCCCUGUUCUUAAUAUCCAACCUAAAGAAAAGAAGGUUUUACAGCAAAUUGGUGUUAUUUAUUUCUUGUUCCUUUUUAUUUAUUCUGGACUGGAAUAUUCUCUGAGCUUUUUAACGCACAUUCGUUUUGAAUUUACAAGUAUGCAACAAGGCAAAAUGUACUUAUUCAGUGGGAUAAUCAUGAUCUUUAUUCAAGGUGGUUAUGUAAGAAGAAUACCUCCUGGGAAAGAAUUACGGUCGGCUGCAAUGGGUGCUAUACUGAUCAUUCCAUCUUUCAUACUUAUCGGCCUUUCAGUUAAUGUGCAGAUGUUGUACUGUGGUCUUGCUCUCUAUGCCUUUGCUUCUGCCACUGUGGUUCCCUGUCUUACUACUCUAGCAUCUAAAAUGGGUGCUAUGAAUCAAAAAGGGACUGUUCUGGGAAUUUUUCGUUCAUUGGGUUCCUUGGCCAGAGCUCUUGGACCAUUUAUCUCUGCCUUUGGGUAUUGGAGCUUAGGUCCUGAAUUCUUGUACUGCAUGGGAGCUCUGUUACUGGUUGUCCCUAUGGUUCUUAUUCUUAACUUAUGCAGAAACAAGAGUGAUGCACUCGAGAAAGAAGAGUAACAUGGGAAGCAUUUACAUUUUUGGAGAAACAAAUAUUUAUUCUGACAUUUACAUUUUGAUACAUUAUUCAUGUUUUGAAAGUUUAUACUUUUACAGAUCUGUAUAUUUAUAUAUCAGUGUUAAAAAAAAUUUUUUGGAAUAAAGGUCUAUGU
Molecule: messenger RNA, 1868 nt
Organism: Uloborus diversus
Lineage: Eukaryota; Metazoa; Arthropoda; Arachnida; Araneae; Uloboridae
Gene: rtet
Product: major facilitator superfamily domain-containing protein 10-like
Biological process (GO): transmembrane transport
Cellular component (GO): brush border membrane
Molecular function (GO): transmembrane transporter activity
Source: RefSeq, a predicted model, not a curated record